GGGACGGCAAGUAGUGCAAGAAAAAAUGUGUUGAAACUAUUUGUGAAAGUGUCUACUACAGAGUGCUGCCGAAGAAAAUGGCUUUUAAUUACAAUAACUUGGGCCAACAGGCUUUGGAAAAUAUGUUGCCAUUUUUCAAUACCACUGCAGGGGCGGCGGGGGGUAUGACCACCCCUCAGACUAACUUCAUCAACCAUUUGGCAGCGGCAAUGCAAAUGAACAGUAAUCCAACGACCCACACUGCAACGGGACAACACAAUACUUCUUCCACAACGGCUGCGACAAACAAUUUCAAUGCCAAGUCCAUUUCGUCAAAUAUUAGACGUACACCGGAGCCACCACCAGCCCCUAUACUGGGAUCAUUAAGCCCCUCCAGCCGGCCAAUUAAACCAAAUCAAGGUACAGCUCCAAUGGAUUUGGAAAAUGAUGACAAUGACACCCCCUCCCCGGCAAACGCAACAGCAGCAAUGAUGGGUAAUGAUGCAAACCCUAACAAGAUGAAUGCAGCUGAUAAGACAGCUUUAAAUCUUGCCAAUGGAAGUGUUUAUCUAAAUAGUUUGCUGUCUGGUCAAAUUCCUGGCAUCAAUCCGGCGUUUAUGUUUUUUCCAAAUGCCGCUGGGAAUCAGCAAACUGCUGCCAACAAUUUGCUGGAGUCAACCACAAUGAUGGCUGUGGCCAUGCAACAAAUGCAACAAUUCGGAGCCUAUGGGAAUGGAGCUUUAACAGAUACAACAGCAGCUGCUGGUACUGUUGGUGGGGAUGUGAGCAAAUUAGGGCAGGUCAACGCCGGAACGGAUAACGUAACUCCAGCAACACCUGUCAAGGAGAUCAUAAAAACCAAAAGCUGCAUAUUAUUUCCACCAAAUCCCUCAGCUCCACCGCCCACCAUACGCGAAAGACCGCCCGGUUGUCGUACCGUUUUCGUCGGUGGUCUUCCCGAACAAAUAACCGAGGAAAUUUUACGUGAAAUAUUCGAAAGUUGUGGGGUAAUCUCCACCUUACGUAUGUCUAAAAAGAACUUUUGCCAUAUACGUUUUCGCAACGAGGAAUCCAUUGAUAGAGCGAUCUAUUUAAGUGGCUAUCGUCUACGUCUCAACUCCACAAGCACCGAUCAGACUACAACAUUUGCACGGUUGCAUGUCGACUAUGCCCAGGCCAGAGAUGAUCAGUAUGACUAUCAGUGUAAACAACGUCAAUUGCAGAGGGAACAGAGACAUCGUGAACGUAUGUCGUUGGAUCGGUUACGUUCUCAAUCACCCCCACCCAUACCGCACUAUAGUGAUCAUGAAGCCUCUUUGGUGGCAGAAAGUCUACGCAGCAAUGACACAUUUAUUAAGGGGGUGCAAACCCUCACCGUAUGGCUGGAGAGAGGAGAUUGCAAUAAACGUAAUGCCAAUGUUUUCUAUUCGAUGAUACAAAGCACCCACGCCCAUGUUAGACGUUUAACGGCAGAUAAACAAGUCUUGGAGGAGGAUUUGCGUAAAGCUCGCGAGAGUUUUCGUAAACAAAUGUUGGCCAUGGCUGCACAAUUCACUCAGAUUGAUAAAGUGUUUAAUGCUGCUAGUCACAAGAAUCAGAAGGUUUGGGACCAUUUCACCAAGGCCCAAAGAAAAAACAUCGAUCAAUGGAAGAAAUUGGCCACGGAAUUACGCUCCAUACAAAUCGACGAUGAUGAAAUGGAAAUGUCCGAUGAGGAUCGGGAUUAUCAAUCGUCAUCCAGUGCCAAGCGCAGGCGAUUUGACAGCGAUAACCUGAAGGAGGAGAAUGAUUCUCUACGCUGUCAAUUGGAAGCAAUGCGCAAUGAAAUGAGCCUUGAACGCACCGAUCUCAAGUAUAACAGUGAUUUUCGUGAAAAGCAAAUGAAAGUUCUCCAGGAGACCAUACGCAAUAUGCAAACCCAGUUGUUGCAGACGAAAAUGCGCGAACAAAAAGAUGCAAAACACAUUGAAAUGUUGGAGAAACGUUUGAAAGAGGCCGGAGUCAAGCAGCUGCUGCUCAAGACCAAAAUCAAAGAAACAAAUGAAAAGUUACGCGAUGCCAUGGGAGAGGUGAAAAAAUAUGAUAGCUCAGAAGUUAUUGACAUCGAUGUGGACAAGAAUGAGGAGGAAGAGGAGGAAGGUGGGGAUGAUGAUGAAGUGAAAAUUUUGGAAGUCAAUCAGCCAACCAAUGCAAGUGUAAUGGAAAAAACACAGCGGAAAAUUAUGGACGAUGUCCAGUGUGUCGAAGAUAAAACUAAGGAAGAAAUUCUAAAUAAAGCCGAGGAAAAGGAACCAGAAAAACUGCAGCUAGAACUAAAGUCUCCCCAACCACCCCCGCUGGAGGAUGCAAAAAUUAUUGCCUUGGCUACAGCGUAUCUUCUCAUUCAACCUCUGGGAUCAACGGCCCAAGACAUAUGUUCUUACAUACGUAACAUUUCGCAACAAAGCAACAUACAAGCGACUCGCAUAAAUGAAAUACUUGCAAAGUAUGAAAAUCUCUUUGAAAAAUCUCAACAACAAAACGAUGCGUCUUCUAGUGAUAAUGCUCAUACAAUUAAGUGGAAAUUUUGUGGUCUGUCAGGAGGAACUCCUGCUGUUGUGGCCAGUAACGAAGAGAUUGUUUAAAUUAUUUAGUUUUAGAGGCAUAUUUUUUAAUUGUAAACAAUCAACAUAAUGAUGAGACCACUUUUGAGAUUAACAUAGGAAUAAAAUUUAAAUUAUAUUUCUAUAAAAAAAAA
This is a messenger RNA of Musca domestica (house fly), 2716 nucleotides long. RefSeq names its product ecto-NOX disulfide-thiol exchanger 2. The record is from RefSeq and is a predicted model, not a curated record. Gene Ontology annotation, cellular component: plasma membrane; external side of plasma membrane. The coding region runs from base 78 to 2603 and encodes 841 amino acids. NCBI's taxonomy places the organism in Eukaryota, Metazoa, Arthropoda, Insecta, Diptera, Muscidae. Gene Ontology annotation, molecular function: protein-disulfide reductase activity; RNA binding. The transcript is spliced from 8 exons. Gene Ontology annotation, biological process: ultradian rhythm.